Molecule: messenger RNA, 2330 nt
Organism: Diaporthe batatas
Lineage: Eukaryota; Fungi; Ascomycota; Sordariomycetes; Diaporthales; Diaporthaceae
Exons: 2
Coding region: 220-945 (241 amino acids)
Biological process (GO): tubulin complex assembly; post-chaperonin tubulin folding pathway; cytoplasmic microtubule organization
Cellular component (GO): microtubule plus-end; nucleus; cytoplasm
Molecular function (GO): alpha-tubulin binding; microtubule plus-end binding
Source: RefSeq, a predicted model, not a curated record
GGCUGAACAGGGCCCUGAUACCCUCAUCAUCUUUCCCACGCGGCACGUCGGCACCAGCCAGUAGCUGAGCCUCGGCAUCUACGUAUCUUCUACAGACGUCUGGUUCGAUAGGCGGACUACAUACUAGCUUACAGCUUCACACGACUGUGUGGUGUUUUUGGCGGUGUCGGGACACGCCACGAAGCAUCACAUCACCAACUACCGUUUAACACAGGCACAAUGGCGGACGUUCCACUUCUGGUCGUCUCCGAAAACUCGUCAGCAGAGCGCCGUAUCACCCCGGCGUGGCCAAUCAGCACACUCAAGGCAAAGCUAGAAACCGUCACUGGAAUACCUCCUUCAGCCCAGAGGCUCCUGCUCAAGACCGCAGCUGAGGGAAGUAUUCCCAUCGAGGCCAGCGAUGAAGACUCAACACAACUGAGCACGUUCCAUCUGACUGCAUAUGCCGAACUGCACGUUCUGGACACUCGGCCUCCUGGUGCCAGGCCCAACUACACAGAUGCUAGCGGCGUCGAGAAAUACGUGAUGCCGGAGGAGGAAUACGCCAAGAAGACCGACUCGGUACUCGCCUGGAAGAAAUCUGAAAAGCUCGGUCGAUUCGACCCCAACGCCCCCAGCCGAGAGGAAGCCAAGAUUGCGGCCUUCGCUCAGGAGGUGCGCGACCGUGGCAUCGAGACUGGGAGGCGGUGCCGUGUUGGAGGCGAUGAUACGCGAAGAGGCACCGUCAUGUACGUGGGCGACGUGAAGGAGAUCCCCAGCGGCUCAGGUGCGUGGGUUGGCAUCCAGCUUGACGAGCCGGUUGGAAAGAACGACGGCAGCAUCAACGGCGCCAGGUACUGGGGCGAGCCUUCGGGCAUGAAGCAUGGCGUCUUUGUUAGGCCCGAGAGGGUGGAGAUCGGCGACUUUCCCGCGAUGGACGAUCUGGGCGAUAUGGAGGAAAUCUGAUGCGGCUGCUGGCCCGGACAGGCCCGCAGCGACGCGGUAGACCAGGACCACGACAACGUUGCAUGGUGUUGGUGAUACUCAACCAAGAAAGAAACUGGAAGUGGCUGCUUCGUCCCAAGUCCUCAUAAAUAGGCCGGCUUCUCGUGCAGCCGAGAAAUGCUUGCCCUCGGCGUAGUUGCCUCUAAGGGACUCGUGGAUCGCGGCUCCCGUGCCAUUCCGCGCGGCCAAACGUCCGAACCCUGCUCGCAAGACUUUUGACGAGGUUUCACCCGAUCCUUCUCUCGAAGGGCACAGAGGCCAUCACGCCUGGGCUUUUCGAUAUGCUGCGCACCGUUCGGACCAGCCAGCAGCCAUGGCGCUCAACGUCUUGUCUUGACCAUGCCCACACAAGCUCCAAGCGCCAUAAUUGCGACGAGACGAUCGCCGCAGGGCAGCACUGGGGCAGGAUUCAUCCUCCGCAGGUGUGCUUUAUGCCAUCCGCCCUUUGAGCAUGGCCUAGAAACAGCGCCAGUCCUGAGGCGGCUGAGGCAUCAUCGGAUCGCAUACCGGUACCGCGUAGGAGAAUAGGGGAGUUUCUUAAUUUUUUAUUGCGGGGAAUGAGACGGGGUUAGAAGACAUGUUGCUUGGCAAAAGCGAUGUGCCGGAUCACGUCUUUGAUUGAUUGGUCCUUGGGAGGGCGGGAGAGGCUUCAGCCUGAAGUGGGCGCGGUGUUGAUCAGUCUUAUUCUCCUACACGCAGGCGCUGGGACCCGGUGUUCUUGUCCGAGAAAUGGGAGGAUGACAGUCGAGGCAGGCUUGGGAGCGGCGUGUCCCGGCAUGCACCCCUCCAACCUCAAACCGAUGCCGUGUGAGGCUCAAAACCUGCUACAUGGGGUCCCCCAUGCAGUGCAAUGCCGUGAGAUUUUGAGCCUCAUCGACACUAGCCUCGCCUGAGGACGACCCUUGAGGUGCAUCUCCAGUUUGUUCGGACUAUUAUCCGGCAUGCAAGGCGGGACGGGCAUAUUGCACAUGUACGGCCUCGAGAAAAUUGGACUAGAUGGAUGUGGCUGGACGGCUGGACGGCUGGACGGCUGGCUUGUGUUGCGGCUCUUUGCCAAUGCCGCGCUCGACCUCGUCGGUCGGGGGCACUGACUGGUUUGGAGAGUAGCUGGGGCCGGUUCGUUCAGGGGCCACAUGGAGGCUCCGAGAGCAUGGAGACCCCGAGACAGGGUGAAGAGGGCCAGAAGCUAGCUAGGGCCGGGCUGGCUGGGGCUAGGGCUGUCGGCGGUUGGAUGGGCUGAUGGAGCAGUUGGGGAUGCCCAGGAGGGCAAGGGGCUCGGCCGUCCGAUUUCGAAUGCGGAGUACUAUUCUAUGUAGUAGAUAAAUAAACAAGAGACCUGACACAUG